Pundamilia nyererei is the source of this 473-nucleotide messenger RNA. Lineage: Eukaryota; Metazoa; Chordata; Actinopteri; Cichliformes; Cichlidae. The record is from RefSeq and is a predicted model, not a curated record.
AACAUGUAGCAAAGCUUGAGAGUCAGAAAACUGAGAUCGACCAGCUGAAGCACGAACUACAAGUCAAACAGGUGGCUUUCUCAGUCAGUCUGCUGGAUGAAGGUUAUGGAUACACUGGACCCUAUAACACACAUAUGACUCUGAUCUUCAAACGUGUUGUCACAAACAUUGGAAAUACCUACAACCCACACACAGGUAUUUUCACUGCACCAGUGAGAGGAGUCUACCACUUUUACUGGACAGUAUAUGGAAAUGAAAAUAUUCCUGCAGGUGCCUAUUUGUUCAGGAAUGGAGAGUACAUUUUUAUUGCAUUUGAACAGCUAACAUCUGGGUGGGCGAGCGCCUGUAAUGGAGCCUCACUGCUCCUAGAGGUUGGAGAUCAGGUGUCUGUACGUAUUGAUCCUGGUGCAAGGCUAUAUGACAAUCAAAACCAUCAUACCACCUUCAGUGGUCAUCUGAUAUUCACCAUGUGA